This is a messenger RNA of Aspergillus fijiensis CBS 313.89, 906 nucleotides long. RefSeq lists its product as uncharacterized. The coding region runs from base 74 to 547 and encodes 157 amino acids. NCBI's taxonomy places the organism in Eukaryota, Fungi, Ascomycota, Eurotiomycetes, Eurotiales, Aspergillaceae. The record is from RefSeq and is a predicted model, not a curated record. The transcript has a single exon.
CCCCCCCCUUCCAUCUCCCCUCUUCCUCCCUCCCCUUUCACACACCCAUUUCAUCCCCUGGUUUGGGUGACGGAUGCCCCCCUCCUUCUCCAGUAAGACCCAGUUAAACCAUGGGCCGUUGUUGACGCUUCGCGCGGUGUCUCUCUCUCUUCCGCUCGCUUUCUCCGUCUUCUCCUCAACAACCUCCCCCCCCCCCCCAAAAAGGAUCCCCUUCUCUCUUAAACUAGUCAAUCCAUUGUCUUUUUUUUCCGCCACACUCUCUACCUUAAAUAUUAUUUCUUACGGCUUUGUUGCUAAGGCACCGUUCGUUCCUUUGGCUCGCCUAGCUUUCUUUUUACUCUCUGCCUAUCACAUAGUCCUUCUUUUUGUCCCAGUCGAUGGACCAGUAAAUUACGCACUCCUUUCCUAUUAUUUGUCCACCUGGUUAAAUCGAUCCCCUCUCUCCAUACCUAUUCAAUCAAUUCUCUUUCGUGCCUCCUCUUGUUGUCACUUUUUUCCCCCAAAUAAAUUUAUCCACCCCCCACGCUUCCCAAUCCCAGCGUCUUGACUGGGGGCUUGGUUCACUACGGGAACCUAAUAAUAAUCACCACUUUAUCUAUCACCACCUGCCUUCCCCGUGGUCACUGCUCCAUUCCCUUUCCUUUCUUCAUUAUUACUACUACUACCACUACUACUACUACCACGACGCCAGUCCUUGCCUUGUUUGGUUACCUGUGCGAGCUUUGAUCCUUUAAACCAUCAGACCGGUCUCCAUCCAGGGUAACUCAAAAAGGAAAAGGGGGAAACGUUACCAGGAAGUCUCACGGCCGUCAUUCCUAAAUUCGACCUCCCUUCAACCUCAACGUUUUUUUCUCUUCUUCAUUGCCAUUGCAUUGCAUCGCAAUUUCUCGACCUGACCCUCGACGU